AAGUACCAGCUGCACCAUCUCCCUUGUUUUGUAUUCACAGUCUGUGCACGCAGCCUCAGCUCAAAGAAAAUGCCCUGUUGUGAAAAUACAACAAUGCCCUGUUGUGAAUAUACAACAAAAAAAGAAGUUCGAAUCAGGAGUGUUCCAUUGGGGACUUUAAAAUAUCUGAUCACCCUAGCUGUGUUCUUAUACAUGUGUUGUAUUUUGUUCAUUGAAAAGGGCUAUCAGAAAAAAGACUCCGUUAUCAGUUCAAUUCACACAAAGGUUAAAGGAGUUUUAGAUGCUGAUAAUAGGAUCUGGGACACUGCAGAAUAUACAAUACCAUCCCCGGCGGGCAAUUCCUUCUUUGUUUUAACAAACAUUGUAAAAACAGAAAAUCAAGUACAAGGAGUUUGUCCGGAGUUUCCAAACCGAAAAACAAUUUGCUCUCGAGAUGACAUUUGUAAAAAAGAUUACGCUGACCCACAAAGUAAUGGGAUACAAACGGGGCGAUGUAUACAGUACAAUUCUACUAUUAAAACCUGUGAAAUCCGUGCCUGGUGUCCUGUGGAGUCCAAGAGUACCCCAGAUCCCGCUGUUCUAACAGGAGCUGAAAACUUCACUGUUCUGAUUAAGAAUAAUAUUCACUUUGCCGAAUUCAAUUAUACAACGAAAAACAUACUGCCUGAAUACAAUGUAUCCUGCAUCUACGACCGAGUGAAAGCCCCCGAGUGCCCCAUCUUCCGAUUAGGAGAUAUUGUGAAGGAGGCCGGAGAAAGCUUUUCUCAAGUUGCAGUCCUGGGUGGCAUAGUGGGCAUAGAAAUCAAUUGGAAUUGUGAUCUUGAUUAUUUGUCAUUCAAAUGUCGUCCAUACUACAGUUUCCGCCGCCUGGAUGAAAAGGUUGUUGAUGAACGCUUGUUUCCUGGUUUCAAUUUUAGAUUUGCCAGGUACUAUAAAACCACAAAUGGAAAGGAUACAAGAACUCUCAUAAAGGCAAUCGGAAUACGUUUUGACAUUCAAGUAUAUGGAACGGGAGGUCAAUUCAGGUGGAUUCAGUUGAUCAUAUUCAUUGGUUCCUACUUGUCAUAUUUUGGAUUGACUACGAUAGUGAUUGACUCUCUGAUUGGACUGUAUUAUGAAUGCUGCUGUGAUCCAAAGUCAUCUCAGAAGUACUAUGAUGAUACAAAGUAUGAAAAAGUCUCUGGGCCCUGCAUUAUUACGUCUUGUAAAAUGCUCAGAUUUGUAUCAUUUGUGGACCAAGAUGAUAUUAUCAUGGUGGAUAAACCAUUACAUAAAAGUUUACAAAAGACCAAAGGCAAACAUAUCAAGAGAGAAACGUUUCCAUGUUACAAAGAGAUUGUGCAUCUUUAUUCUGAUGCCACCGCAGCUGCCCAUGAAUUUGAAAUGCAGCCACAUGCUGGAGUACAAUAUGAUAAGCUCUCAUCAAGACAACCGUGGUGCCAGUGUUCAAAAUGCCCUCAAAGGAAAGAGUUUGAAAAUCAGCUUUGUUGUAGAUCAAAGAACGGAGACUGUAUAACCACAUCUGAUAUGUUUAUAGAACUGGUUCUGUCAAGAAAGAGACUGUUAUACACACUCCAAUAUAACAAUCCUCUGUUAAAACCAAAUUCUCUAAGCAAUAUUGAACUAUCUGAAUGUGCAAAGAGACAGUACAUCCAGUGGCGUUUUGGGUCAAACUUGGAUGUAUUGGACUUUGCCGUGAUACCAAGCUGUUGUAUAGCUGAGAUUAAAAGAGUAUUCAAAGAGGGUUUUUCCAAAGCUUCAACUUGAUAUUUAUACAUCUUCCUCACCCAAUGAGCUUGAAGCCACAUAUCAUCAUGUUUUUACUUUUUAGACAAAAAAAUCUAGCUUAUUUUUUUCAAGCACCUCAGGUAUAGAUAAACAAUACACAAACAUAAUAAUGCAUUCCUAACCACCCAUCAAAGAGAGAAUUAACAAAUAAAAUAUUUAACAACGACAUUCCAGUCCAAAGACACCAAAAAAAGGUCA
This is a messenger RNA of Pelobates fuscus (common spadefoot toad), 1986 nucleotides long. It is a transcript of the gene P2RX7, whose product is annotated as purinergic receptor P2X 7. Gene Ontology annotation, cellular component: nuclear inner membrane; plasma membrane. Lineage: Eukaryota; Metazoa; Chordata; Amphibia; Anura; Pelobatidae. Gene Ontology annotation, biological process: calcium ion transmembrane transport; cell surface receptor signaling pathway; response to ATP. Gene Ontology annotation, molecular function: extracellularly ATP-gated monoatomic cation channel activity; ATP binding; purinergic nucleotide receptor activity. The record is from RefSeq and is a predicted model, not a curated record. The transcript has 13 exons. The coding region runs from base 70 to 1767 and encodes 565 amino acids.